AUGCUUCGAAUAAGCAAGUUUUGCAAGGGAGACAAGAAGCUAGUUGAAAGAGUCGGAGCAAGAUUAACCUUACUGGAAAGCAAAGAUGGAUAUGGUCACAUCACAUCAUCUACUUGCCAUGUUCCUUUUGAAAUCCUUUCGAUGAUGGGUGCCCAAGAAGAAAUAUUUGUGUUUUUGUGUUAUCGCGAUGAACGUGUUAUUGUUCGACUAUUAAUGCUUGAAGAGGAAAACGAUGACGGGGAAACGGCGAUGGCUUCACCAAUUGUCUUUUCAAAUCUCGGUUUCGUAUUUGAUGACGAAUUCACCAGUGAAAUAACAAUCGAAUGUUGGUUUGAGCUCAUUGAUGACGACCUGGCAGUGGCAGAUUCUGUGGUUCUUAGACCACUUGGUCAUAAACCUGUGUGGCCCAGUGUACAGAAGGGCCAAGAGAACGAUGGAUUCUCAUGGAUAUUACCAUCAUCAAAAGAAUUCGUACAAGAGUCCAAAAUUUUGUCGGUCUAUAGCAAUUAUUGUUUCAGCAUAUGUUACUAUGAAGUGCUCGCGAUUCAUGCCUCGGAUGGGCGGUCUGUACCCUUCGGUAUCAUAUCACCCUUCUCGAAAAUUGAGCUGGAAGGAAGCUCAAUUCCGUCAUCUGUCUGCCGACUCCCUCCCCUGCCGUUACAAGAGGAUUUCUAUACGGGCAGAAAGACCCAUCAAGUGACGCUCCCCCAUCCAAACCUGACAGACUUGCUCAAAGCGCUUUGCCAGCCAUCGGCAUUGAAGGCAUCGGAGAAAGUUAUUCACGUUAUUGGAACUGACGCUACCCAUCGCGCGUGUCGAUGCAUCGAAGCAGCAGCACACCAACUGGGAUUGCAGUGCUUCCAUCUCCGAGGCUUAGCUGCAUUUGGAUAUCAUCAUGGGAAGGCAGUACGGAAUGGAUCGUUGGCAGAGCAAUUGUCGGGGCUACAGGCUGCGUUUCAAUUGAUUCGAGCGCAAAGAAUUGAACCAUGUGUUUUGCAUUUGUACGAUUUCGACUUGGAGUUAUCCUCUGAAGACGACCAUGUCCGUCACGACCAGGAAGAACGAUUCUGGGCACAAUUCAUGCAAGCAGUGGAAACUGACAAGCCCAGUUCUGAUAGAAGAUUAUCGAGGACAUCUCCAAUAAUGAUUGUGAUCACUACCUGCUCCCCACUGAAAGUUGGCCCUCUAAUGAAGAAUCUUGUUUUUCCUUCUGUUGUGUUGAAACCUCCUGAUGAGGAAUUUGCGAGGUCCUUGUGGAACAGUAAUGAUUGGCAGGAUUCCUUCUGGGAUAGUCGGUUGUUGAAAGGAAGAAGCGCUGACGAAAUAGUUCAAUUAUGCAGACAGGUGCAACAGGUCCCAAACGUAACCGAUAAGCUGAAUGCUCUAAUGGAUUUUUGCAAAGUACUGGACGAAAGAAAGAGAAAAGAGUCGUCGCAAAGCGCAAGUGUAUCGAACGUUCGUUGGGAAGAUGUGGGGGGGCUGGCACAUGUACGACGUGAAAUCAUGGAUGCAAUCGAGUUGCCUUUGAAGCACCCUCAUCUUUUCCCUGGAAAUCAAGGCCGAUCAGGAAUUCUACUUUACGGUCCACCUGGAACUGGAAAGACACUUGUUGCCAAAGCAGUUGCGACAGAAUGUGGCUUGCCAUUCUUCUCCGUGAAGGGUCCCGAGCUGCUGGGAAGCUAUGUGGGCGAAAGUGAAGCUAGCGUUCGGGCAAUUUUUCAUUCGGCACGAGAAGCAGCUGUCAAGAAUGCUCCAGUUGCUGCAUCGGUUUUGUUUUUUGAUGAGCUGGAUAGUCUUGCACCGCGACGUGGUGGAGUUGGUGACGGCGGUGGAGUUAUGGAACGAGUGGCUGCAACCUUGUUUUCAGAGCUGGAUGGCACGAUGCCAAAUGGAAGAAUAUUUGUCAUGGGUGCUACCAACCGACCUGAUCUAUUGGAUCCUAGUCUCUUGCGACCUGGAAGAUUGGACAGGCUGGUAUACCUUGGAGUGCCAGUUGAUAGUGACAACAGAACGCGAGUUCUUGCUGCUCAAAUUCGGACUCUCAGUCUAGAGGGCGACCCAUUUGAGAUUGCACGAAAAGUUGUCGAUCAAAUGCCUCCAAGGCUAACAGGUGCUGACUUGUCCGCUAUCGCAACCGGAGCUUUGUCAAGGGCCGCUGGUAGACUGUGUUCUCAAGCAGAGGAAGAGAGAAUGCAACUGGAGAUGACACGUGGUAAAAAGGUUGACAUAUCUGAGGUUCUCGGGGUAUGGGAUGAACAGCAACGCACACCAGUAGUGCUUCUGGAUGACCUACUUGCCGUGUCAUCGCAAAUGACUCCUAGUUUGUCGGAAGAGGAAUUGAAAAAAUACCAUGUAUAUGCAAAGUGA
Molecule: messenger RNA, 2367 nt
Organism: Cylindrotheca closterium
Lineage: Eukaryota; Bacillariophyta; Bacillariophyceae; Bacillariales; Bacillariaceae
Source: the annotation of a GenBank genome assembly